AUGACGAUCUGUACUUAUAACGCACGCACGCUUGCAUCGGAAGCGGCCAUCGAAGAUCUGAUGGUGCAAGCCAAGAAGAUCAAGUACGACGUCAUCGGACUGACCGAGACGAGACGACGUCACUCUCUCAACGCUGUAUUUGAAACUGGAGAAGAACUGUUCUUAGGAACAUGCGACAGUAGAGGUGUUGGUGGAGUUGGCGUCCUCGUCAACACGAGUAUGGCACAGAACAUCGACUCUUUCGAACAACUCACGACCCGAAUCGGACGUCUGCGGAUGAGAAGAUGUGGUCCCACACCGGCUUUGACUAUCUUCGUCGCUUACGCUCCAACAUCAAGCUACGAAGAAGAAGAAGUCGAAGCUUUCUAUAUGGACCUGGAGAAGUUCUACCGAGAAGAUCAUGCCUUUCACAAGGUCAUAAUUGGCGACUUCAACGCCAAAAAGCCCUCCUCUCUACGCUGGACGUGGGAGUCACCCGGUGGAGGGUACCGUAAUGAGAUAGACCACAUCAUCGUCAAUAAAAGGUUCUGCCUGACGGAUGUCGCUGUUGUACCAAAGUUCUAUACGGGAUCGGACCACCGCCUCCUCCGAGGAAGAUUUUCUUUCACGCGGAGAGCAGAGAAAGCCGCCAAGUUCAGCAAGAGAAAUCCCAGAACUACCAUCAACUGGGAUCUCUUCGCUACGUUAGCCGGCUUUUGGGAAGAUUCCGCAAUGGACAACAUCGACGAGGAAUACGACCGGCUUGUCAAACACCUUCAUGACUGCGCGAAGAAGGCUGAGAGUAUUAAAACAACCAAGAGACGCCUGUCUCUUGAAACUCUUGAGCUGAUACGCCAGCGUGGAGCAGCACGAGCCGCAGGGAACCAAGAGCUCACGUCCGAGCUCGCAAGGCUUUGCAGAGAGGCGAUAAAGAAAGACCUUAAAGAGAGAAGAGCAGAAGUGCUGGCUGAAGCAGCAGAGGCGGGAAAAAGCAUCCGCUAUGCCCGCCGAGACUUCGCCAGUCGCAAGACAAGGAUGACAGCUCUCCGGAACCCGAAGGGAACAACCAUUGCAUCGAGAAGGGGAAUGGAGAAAAUCAUCUACGACUUCUACUCUGAUCUCUUCGACAGCCGUGCCCACUUGCCUCCUCACCAUCUGAGGGAAGAUGGACAUGUCAUUCCAGCGGUUCUCCCGUCCGAAAUACGACAUGCUAUCAUGUCGGUGAGAAAUCGUACAGCAGCCGGUCCCGACAGAAUAAAACCAGAACACCUGAAGAACCUUCCGCCAGUACUCAUCAACACCCUGGCGAGGAUCUUCACACGUUACCUGUCGGAAUGCAAGGUCCCUAAACAGUGGAAGACCAGCAAGACCGUGUUGCUGUAUAAAAAGGGAGAUCCACAUGACAUCGGCAACUAUCGCCCAAUCUGCUUACUGUCCGUCAUCUACAAGCUCUUCACAAGAGUGAUCCUUAAUAGGAUUGAAAAGGUCUUGGAUGAAGGACAACCAUGCGAGCAAGCAGGGUUUCGAAAAGGAUUCAGCACGAUCGACCAUAUUCACACUGUUUCGAGACUCAUCGAGGUAUCACGAGAGUACAAGAUGCCGCUCUGUCUCACUUUCAUCGACUUGAAGAAGGCCUUUGACUCAAUUGAGACGGAAGCGGUCGUGGAAGCCUUGGACAACCAAGGCGUUCCCACUCAGUACAUAAAGGUGCUUCGAGAGUUGUACAAGGGGGUUCGGCAGGGUGAUACAAUCUCACCCAAAAUAUUCACAGCCACCCUCGAGAACGCAAUGCGAAAGUUGGAAUGGGACGACAUGGGAGUGAAGAUCGAUGGUCGGCAGCUACACCAUUUGCGCUUUGCUGAUGACAUCGUACUGAUAACACCUAGCAUCAGCCAAGCGGAACGAAUGCUGACCGAAUUCGCCGAAACAUGUGGAUGCAUCGGUCUUGAGCUGAAUCUUCAAAAGACGAUGUUCAUGCGGAACGGAUGGAUCUCGGAUGCCCCAUUCACGCUCAACGGAACGAACAUAUCCGAAUGCACCAGCUACGUCUAUCUGGGUCGGGAAUUGAACAUGAUGAACGACCUGGCCCCCGAGCUGGGCAGGAGGAGAAGAGCGGCUUGGGGAGCGUACAAGAGCAUCGAGGACGUAGUGAAGAAGACCAAGAACACCCGGCUCCGUGCUCACCUCUUCAACACCACCGUACUUCCUGCUUUGACCUAUGCCUCAGAAACCUGGGCACUUCGCAAGCAGGAAGAAAACGCGGUGAGCGUCAUUGAACGCGCAAUUGAGAGAGUGAUGCUAGGAGUAUCCCGUUUCAAGCAAGUGAGAGACGGGAUUCGAAGUUCUCUCCUACGUCAGCGAUCGAAGAUCAGAGACGCCGCCGCGUUUGCCAAGGAAAGUAAAAUAAGGUGGGCCGGACACGUGAUGCGCUUUAACGACAACCGUUGGACCAGAGCCGUGAGCGACUGGAUUCCCCGCGAUAUUAAGCGCAAUACAGGAAGACCGCCGACCCGAUGGUCAGAUUUCUUCACGAAGUCCUUCAAAGAAAAUUACGAUGCUCUUCGUGUCCCACGCGAAAGGAGGAACCACUGGGCUACUCUGGCACGCGACCGGGACAAAUGGAAGAAUUACUGGCGCCCGCUCGACCGGUUCGAAGACCAACGGGAGUCAAGGUGA
Necator americanus (New World hookworm) is the source of this 2655-nucleotide messenger RNA. RefSeq lists its product as uncharacterized. The coding region runs from base 1 to 2655 and encodes 884 amino acids. The record is from RefSeq and is a predicted model, not a curated record. The transcript is spliced from 3 exons. Gene Ontology annotation, molecular function: catalytic activity. Lineage: Eukaryota; Metazoa; Nematoda; Chromadorea; Rhabditida; Ancylostomatidae.